Bursaphelenchus xylophilus (pine wood nematode) is the source of this 29036-nucleotide messenger RNA. Lineage: Eukaryota; Metazoa; Nematoda; Chromadorea; Rhabditida; Aphelenchoididae. The record is from the annotation of a GenBank genome assembly.
AUGCUCAAGUUUCUGAAGAAGGACAAGGAGGAGGCCAACAACCACAACCGGGAACGUGCCGCCGCCGCCCACAACGAACAGACCUUUUGUAAGCGUGGGGCGGUUGCCUAGGGGGUUUGUGGUCGAAUUUUAUGUGUGUUUCUGUUGUGACUUUGAUUUUAUGGCAGUUUUUGGACUGACGGGAAUUUACAAAUAUUCCUGUUUUUACCAUAACUAUUUACAAUCGAUUUUUUUUAUUGAUAGGGCGCAUGUGACUCUUCGAUUUUUUUCAAAAAAUGAUUUUUUGCCCACAUUUUUGACCUAAAAAUCUCGGUGAUUUCUGCAAAGCGCAAGUAAAAAAUUUCAACUCUUUCUUAGACAAUAAUACUCUAAAGUUUCAGCCAAAUCGAAGGGUCCCAAUUGGGUCAAUUCUCCAUUACAGUCUUCUCGUUGACCUCCAUUCCAAAAAUAUCCGAUUUCGCGUAUUUAUAGGCCAAUUUGCGGGGGGAUUUCUGGGAAGAUGUUUCUAAUUAGCACCUCUCUCUUUCGCCUCCCAAAAUGGAGAAUUUGCGGGUCUCGAAGGCAUGUGUAAUACGUCAAAAUUUCCUGUUUAAUUCCGGAAUCAUUGACUUCGAAAUGAAUGAGGCAUUCAAGGAGCGUUUUAUUCCAUCCUCCUCCUCCGGGGGACAUUAUCAUUUUAUUGAUCCACGUUCGACGCGGGGGUUUUGGGCUGUUUGGUUGGGUUAGAACUGCGACAAGUAUGAUAUUUAUUAGUUUAAUCAUCAAAAAAAAAUUAUCGAAAAAAAUAUUACUAGUUUGUCGGGAAAAUAAUGAGCAUAUUGUCGACCGGUGAAAAACAAGUUGAUCUUGCCGCGACAAAAUUUAUUUUCACGGCCGGGAUGCGAUUUUCGAUGCUACAAAGUGCUCAUAAUUUUCCCGACAGACUGAUAAGAACAGUCGAAACUCUGCACAACAAAUCGUAAGAGCCUGUAAAAAUUUUUUUUAAAUUUUUUCGACCUUUGAAGUUGUCCGUUGUAGACAGUCUCCGUUAAGCUUAAAAAAACUUAUUUUUGGAUCUCGCAGACAACUUUCCGCCCCAAUUUUUGUAAUAACAGCGUGAUUACUCUUUAAAAAAACGCGAAAAAGUAAUCUUGAAGUUGCGGCUCAAUCACAAAUCAAGUCAAGAUUAUUUUUUCCAUUUUUUCAAUGCAAAAGAAAGAUUAGUCCCUUGAAGUCAAGUUUUAGCCGAUUUUUGGGUGCAGCCUCUCCCAAUUUCGAGAAUAAUAAUUAUUACAAAUUUCUGAAUAGCAAACAACCUUGGAAUUUGACUGAAAGAUUUUGAAAUUCAAUUUUUUUAAUAUUUUUUUUGUUAUUUUUGAGGUUUCAAGGAUCAGAAACUACACUGAAAAUGUAAGCAUCCUGGAUUUCAAGGUCAUUUUUGGAGAUUUUCUUUAGAAUUCAAAAGUUUAGCAGUUCAACUUUUGUGUUUUGUUAUUGAGUUCUGGAUAAAAAGUCUGAAUGGAAACACUCCAAGUGUGACUUUACGAUUUUUUUGGAACCUUACGCAGAUUUAGAGAGUGCAAUUUUAGUGAUAUUUUUGAAAUUUUUCGAAAUUUAAGAAUCAAAUUUUUGAAAAAAAAAAAAAAAAAUUAAUUUUUUAUAAUAAAAAAAGAUUUCGUUAACAUUAGACAGCCAUUUUUUGAGGUUUUCUCCAUGCGGAAAUAGAAAAAAUGUCCAUGCACUUUAUGAAAAUACGAAGGUGUAUGUGCAGACACCGCCGUACAACUUUCCGUACAACUUUCCUAUCAAAAACCAGUUUUUACGUGCGAAAUUUUCAGUGCUUAAGCAGUGAGACACACAGAGUGCGUGCGAGGAAUUCAGAACUUCCAAAAUCGGAUUUUUUGAAUUUUUGUUUUCACCAAAAUUUGGCUUUACUUUCCUUGAGAGAUUUUCCGCCAAGUAAAAAAUCGGUUAAAAUUUUGAAAUUUGACCAGUUUAAGCCUGUCUGUCGGGAAAAUAAUGAGCAAUCGCGUCGCUGAAAGCAAUUUUAUUUUGUCGCGACACGAUUUAUUUUCUCUCGACGAUGCGAAUUUUCGAUACACCAGAGUCCUCAUUAUUUUCCCGACAGACUGAUACCAUAUGAUAUGGUACCAUAUCACUUAGGAAAUCCAAGUGUCAAUUCCGCUGCAAAUCUUGACAAACUCGCUGAAAACAAACCUCUUAACAACAACCUUCCUGCGCAAGAUUUCCCAACGUUCGCCGCGCGACGUUCCACUUGUUGCAUUGUUUUCCCGACAACCGCCGCCGGUGUUCCGACAAAACAAACACAUAGCGCUGUGGAAUUAGCCGGGUUAGAGGAUCAUCAUGUUCAAGGUUUCGAGCUGGUUUGUCAAGUGUUCGAAGGCGGGGUGGAGGCGCGCUCAGGGUGCGUGAAAGUCUUCACGACAAUUUUUGAUGGAUAAGCUUGCGUAAAAAAAUAUUUUUUUUAUUUCGAGCGCUUUUUGCAACGCUACAGCCAUUUUUUGCGCUGACAUUUCGAUUUUUAAUGACGUUCUUAGCGACUUUUCCGAUUUUUUUGUGAUUUUGCAACUCUUUUCAUAGUUACAGUAGUCAAGUUCAAAGGUCGAAAAGCCAUGUCAAAUGCUCACAAUUUGUGGUCCUUUAAAAGUUGAGGAACUUUUUGCCAUGUGUCCUAGGGUGUGGAACACCGGAAAUGGUUAUUUUUUCGAUUGUAAAUUUUGUCGGACCCUUUGAAACAACGUAAAAAACCGUUAAAAACUUGUAGUAAAAGUCCUUCCUCAACUAACUUUCCGACAAGUCGUUUCUUAACCAACCUCUGGCCAUGUUUUAACCGUGUUUCUGCGAAUUUAUUGCUGAUCCAAGGCGGGCUAAAAAUAGAAAACAAAGAGAAUAAAGGCGACGGAAAUCCGAAAAUUUUGUUUUGUCUAAUCACAAACCAUUAUGCGUUUGGAGCCGCUAUCAACGGCUAUGUUUGUUCAAAUUAUUAUAUGGCGUUCGGGAGUCGUAGGCGCGGGUUGAUAGGUCCCUUUUUCCAUUAUUUAUCCAAUAUGUAUGUAUUUUCGGAAACGGGGGGUUUUUUUGGGGGCGAAAGUUCUUUGAGGAGCUUUUUUUGCGACCAAUUUGAAGUGAAUUGAAGGUGUUCAAAGUGCACGUAGUUGGAGGGUCAACCGUGUUUUUGAGGUUGCGAUUUUUUUUGUGCCCACAAAGCCUCGAAUUGAACGUAAAAUUGAGACUGAGAAAUUGUAAAAGAAACCAGCAGUUUUUGAAAUUCGUUGAAUAAAUUUGCAUUUCAUAGGAAAAUGGUGUCAAUUUGGACCUUCAAAUUUCUUCAAAUUCCGCAUAGAUACUGCUAGUAUGUCAUAGACCAAUCGCUGAAAGGUUUAGCUUAUUCUUUGCAGCCGAGAAAAUCGGGAAUUAUGAGAAGAGAGUGCAGAAGAUGAGAAUACCGGAUAAAAAAGUUUUUCGGCUAUAAAAUUUCGAAUUUUAGCCGGAAAAAAUAAUUUUUUGUAGAAACAUUGUGAACUUCAUUAAGAAUAAAUUCUGAAGUUUUCAAAACAAAAAACAAAAAGAAAUGUCAUAAUUUUUGCUAAAUUCGGCCAAGAAAUCCCGGUUUCUUCUGCAAAUUACAUGCUAAAUCUUUUCCAUGCUAAAUUCAGGGAAUAAAAAAAUUUUUAAACCAUUAAAAAAAGCUCCCAAGACAAUUUCAGCGCAGCAAAAAUACUUCACAAUUAUUUUGUGCAUCAGGGCUGAGAAAAUAUUUUGCUACAGUAGAACCUGUACUCAACUUAUAGCUGUUGAAAACAUGGAGUUCAUACAAUUUAUCACCAUUUUUUUAAGUUCCGCAAUGGUCCAAAUUACAUGUGUAAUGUACCGGCCGGCGAAUACAUACUAUAAGAAUUUUCGCGGAACAGAAGCGGAACAGCAGCCUAAUAGCCCAUAUUUACCGCGGUGUAAAUGCCGGCCCGCCCUUGUGUAAUUAGGUUUAGGCGGUUAGGACUGUAAAAAAAGAUUAGGAAAACAAUUUGUCAAAUGAGAUCAUUCCCCGGCUUCCAGGUACACCUAAACUUGUUGGCCAGUACGCCGUUGAGGAGGGACUUUGACGCAGCGAAAGCGCCGUUUAAUGGGUUUACUGCCGGCUGUUACAAACUCCAGAAUGACUAAAGCUACGUGGUUUUCGGUUUUUUGUUGGGUCAAAUUUAUAAUUCGUUUAUAGGGGCCAACUUGAAUGGAAGAUUCUAGACUUAUUUAUAGUUCGAUUUUCGGCAGAAAAAAAACGUUUUGUUCUGAUGAAUUACUAACAGGUAGUAAUUACACGAAAAGGGAGGGGAAAUUUUUGGCGUUGGUGGCCUAGAAUUAGAUUUCAAACCACCUUUUUGCCUUCUCUAUGAUGGGUUUGCAAGGGCUCCGGAAAUAAUCAAAAAAUCGUAAUUUUGAAUUUAAAAUAAUUAUAUUACUUGUCGUCGAGCUACUCGUGUUUUACUGUGCCAACAAUUUUUUUCAAAAAACCUGUCAUUAUGACACAUUUUCCUGAGUUUUUUGACGAAGUGUCAAUUUUGACAUUUCGUCCACAUUUUUUCCAAUGAUUAGAUUUUGAUGACAAAAAUUUAUAAAUAAUGACAAUUACUUGAUAACAUGCAUUUUCGCGUCGUUAAAAGUGUAACCCCCCGCUUCUAGUAGUGUAAAUCGAGUUGCCAAAAAUUGAGCACCAAUGCGAAACUCAUGUUGGAUUUUUUACUCGAAAAAGACCGUCUAAUUCUGUGCUCGGAGACGAUCACCGACUUUUUUCGGCGACGGUUGUGGACCUACGCAUGUAAGUUCAAAAAUAUCUGCAAAAAAUUCAAAAUGUUUGGCAAAAUCUCUGCCAAAAUCAACGUAUUUCCGAAACUAUUUCCUAAAAUCGAUUACACAUGCCUUCUCUCGUGAAUUCCGCUAUUUUUGGCGAGAUUUUGAUUUCAAUUAUUUGCUCAACUGCUUGGCUGAGUUUGUCAAAUCCCAAUCAGUUGGCUGGGAAGUCAUCAUACCCGUUGUGUACUCGGUUGAAACCUUUUUUCCCUCGUUUCCUCAACUUGUUAUGGGAUUAAUGCAGGACUUGUGUCGUGUCUUGGUGUGUAAGUGAUGACAAGCCUAUAAUUGAUGUGAUGCCCGCACUUCCUCGACCGUCUCCUCUCUUUUUUCUGCUGAAAUGGGCCUUGUUUUCGGGUUUAUUCGCCACAUGUCUCGGCCGGCGUUUGGAAACGUUGUUUAAUUGUAUGAGAGAACGAUUUAUCUUCACGGAGCCGACGCCCGGUGGGCACUUUAAUAACGCUCUUCCUGCGGGCCCCCCGUUCCGACGCGAUUGUUAUUUAUGCGCCCCGCGGGCUUUCAUGCCGCACUUUGCGCAAAAUAUACACGUUUGUUUGUAUAGACAGAAGUUGUUGUUCAAAAAAGAAAUGAAUUUGGCCCCGGUAAUUUUUGAGUGGCGGCGGGGCCAGUAAAUUUUAAAUAGUGCGCCAGUGAAUUAUGGAUAUUAACCGGCAAAUUGGGAGGGGAUGGGAAUUGGGGGGAAAGCCGGCCGCUUUUGGAAACGACGUAGGUUUUUAAUCAUAUUAGACGCGAUUAGUUAAUCCUUAAGACCUCGAGGCUGGGCAAAAUUCCGGCUUACGUUAGAAUCUUCAUAAGGAUUUUGGACGCGUUUGGGGAUGGUUUGCAGGACGUUGAAGGAGUUUAGUACCAUAAGCUUUGAAGAAGGAAUCUUUCUCCAAAGAAAAUAUUUUGAUCCUUCUAAAACUUGCGAUACAUUUAGAGUAAAGCUCUGUCAGGAAUUUUGGAAGGGUUUAGCUUGCAUUUUACAGAAAAGCCCGAGUUUUUAAGGGCCAAAAAUUUGGCUAAAAUUGAUUUUUUUUACGAUUUUAAGUGUUCAAGAAGGCUGUAAGUCAGCAAAAUGCUUUUUCUUCAACUGAAACCCUCGUAGAUUGAGACUAAAGACGUUUUUCGUCUGGUCAACUCUCCUCUUUCUUCAUUUUCUUUCGGAAAAAUUGCCUUUUUUUUGGAGCGGCUUCAAACCGCAUGUUAAAAUGUUUGGGGAUUGGUAUGCUACCUAAUUAGAGUAUAUAAUACACUAGAUAAAAAAAAUCAAGAGUCAUACUUGGGCUACUUCCCCAUUUGAAAUCAGUCAAUUUUUGGGAAUUUUAGCGGUCUGUCGGGAAAAUAAUGAGCACAAUGUCGCAGCGCCGAACAUGUCGCUGAAGUGAAAAGCAAUUUGAUUUUAUUGCGACACAAUUCAUUUUCUCAACAGCGAUUCGCUUUUCGAUCCGGCAAAGUCCUCAUGACUUUCCCGACAGACUGAUAUAACCCGAAACUUCGCGGCAAAAAAUCCAAACCCUUCAUCUCAGAGGCGCGGCCAAUGGACCGUGUCCUCCUUGAUUGAGUUUCGUACUCAUAUCAAAAAAACUUUGGUUGUCGGCACGUUUCGCGGAGGCCGGCGCUCCGAACUCCACUUCCAUGCAACAUAUCUCUUCCACCCCAGAAAACCACGCGCACUCCCCGUCACUCAACUUUUUGUUGGGAGCAAAUUUACAUUCAAAAUAACCCUGCUUUAGACAUCUUAUUAUGGGGCAUAUCCGUGGUCUCCCAAUUUUUGCGGCCCUCCACUUUCGGCGGCCCCACUUUGUAUGGAGGGCCGGCUGCGGCGAGCCCGCGCCCAGCUUCCAAAUUCACUUUUAUUGGGGCGGUGUGCAGCGAAUUGUAAUUCAUUAGGGCGCGAUUUAUGGGAUUCAUGGAAUACACCGGCGAGGCCUCGAGGCGGCUGGAUUAAUCGACCAAAAUUAUCCUUGUUUUUUCGCGGCCCUCGUCCGUGGACGGCCCUGGAUUAGCGGUGGCAAAGGGGGAAAUACGUCUACAUCACUGGUUGUGGAGUUGGGGACCCGAUGUCAUUGCCUUGAGAUCUGCUGGGCUAUGUUUUUCGUCUUCAUAAACAAGAUUUGGGCCGAGAGAUUACGGCCCUUUCAUACUAGGGUUGGAUAGUAGCUCAAAAGUUAUCGAUUUUUAAUCGGGAAAGCGACCCAUGUAUGACUUUUUGUUUUUGUCAAAUUUAGUAGGCAUUUUGCAAAUAAGAGGCAUAUCAAGCCCUGAAAAAUCUAGCUUCCGAUUUGCAGUGGUAGCCGAGAUAUUUUCUGGAUUUUUUGCCUUUGUGCGCGAUUCCCAUUUUUCACAGCGACAGAUAAUUUUUUUCAAGGUGCGGCCGAAUUCGUGGCUGCGAUAAACUCUCAGGGUUUUUUGCGCCUGAGAAUUUAUCGUUUACGGAAAUGAACUUUUGUUUUUUUCACAGUGCGCCUUGCCGAUUUCAGUCAGCUUUCUGGACGGACUAGUAACGGCCCUUGAAAUUUUCAAACUUAAAAUCAAGGAGAAAUAUUUGAUUUUUAUCAAUUUUCGUUCGAAAAAUCUCGGAGAUUUCUUCAAAUUGUAAGCUAAACCUUUUCACGGUAUGUACCAGAAAAUUCGGCUUUAAAUUCUCCCUACCUUUCCUCAAAAUUGAAGGUUAACGCUUGAAUUGUUUUACCACAUCUUUUCCUAGAGCUACAAAAUUCUCCCAACAUGUUUACUCGUCCCUUCUAGAAGAUUUAUUCAAAAUACAAAUUUCUAGUCGCUGUAUAAGAGCUUUUGAAAUUUUAUUGUGCCCUCGAGGACCUGAGACACCUUUCCCAAUUUCCGCCAAAGACUUUGUUUUGUUUUUCUGGUCCUACAAUUGGAUUUUUGCUUAAUUUUCCUCAAUUUUGCGCGAUAAAACUGUUGUUUUAACUGUGGAAACUCUAGAUCUCACCUGUGAAGCAUGUUAUUUCGUAACUUGACUUCGUCGUUGCGCGACGAAGAGCAGGCAUCUAAGCGUAAGGAGGUCCAGCAACAGCAUCAACAUCCUUGUGAGUGGAUCUGUCGGGAUUUGACGGCCUGAGGGCCUGGAAGGCUUCUUUCCCUUAUAACUUGGGAAGUAAUGGAUCAAACAAUAAGAAAAUUGAAUUUUUUGGAUUGAUAGGUCCUAUAUUUAAAGAUUAUACCGUAUUUGUCGCAAUUUCCACAAAGGGCUACUUAAAAAUUCUGAUUUUUUAGCAGAAAUAUGCUAAUUUUUCAUUUUAACGUUCAGUUAUUUUGUCAAAUUGCCUGAGGGGAUUUGAGCAAUUUAAAAUUAUAUGCGAUUAAAUACAGUCCCUGAGGGUCUUAAAAACACCAUUUUUUUUAAAUUUUGAUCCACUAUUUGCUAAGUUCUUGGCAUUCUUUUUUUCACUUCCGUUGUUGUUGUAACUUUAAUUUUCGCACGUAUGUAGUGCCAAAUUGGUACGUAUGUUGGUUGUGUGCAUGAUGUGUGUUUACUGCUGAAAGCGUGACACAACACUAUUCGGUCUAUUUUUGACCCUCGCUGUAAGUAGCAUCGUUUUGUUGGAGACACUUCUUCGGGCCUCCGGAAGAGUGGAUGGAUAUUUCUUGGGGAGAUUUUUUUUCUUUUUCUUCCGGGAAUUUUAAUUUAAAAACGAAGGGUUUACAGAGUAGUAGUGGUAAUUUUGAAGUGCGUUUUAUUGAUGGCAGAAGACAGCGACAGAAUUGGUGACAUUUCAAAAAAUGGACGAAAUGUCAAUUUUGACACUUUGUCUAAUUUCGCAGUCUCUAAGCAAAAGUGAAUGAAAUCUUUUGCAUUUCAAUUCUCUCUUCAUACAAUCAAAAAACCAACCAAAUUCACUGAUGUUUAACUCCAUGCCCGGAGGGCAUGAUUCACGUUCCAAACGGAGAUCUUCUCUCUUUUUCAAAUUUUCUCUCAAUUCCUUUUCCCCGUUUCACUAAACCCUCAUUUUUGCAUUACCAUACACAGCUCUUAGCGCAUGGGAUACAUGAGCCGCAAGCCGACGGGUAAGUUGGCCCUCUCUGUUCCUUAAUUUAAAUAAACAAAAAAAGACAAAACCCGAAAUUGGGGCUUGAGGAAUCCGCCCACACGGGGCCGUGCAAUUUCUUCCAUAUCCGUUCCUCCGUCUUCACGCGCCGUCAUGUUUAUCCAAGCCGAAAAUUGCGGGGCCAUCCCGAAAAAUUUGGAACCUUCUUCCGUUGUUAUAUUCAAUUAAUUUUUUUGUCAUCCAAAUUUUUUUGGGUGCGACGAAAAAAACGCAAAUUUCCGGAGGCAUUUGGAUUUUUUUGAGGGGAAAAAAGUUACUGGUACCUAUUUUACACCACUGUCUUUUUAGGCAGCACAAAAUUUUUGGUCUUUGCAGAUGAUAAAACCCCUAAUUUUGCGAUUUUUUGGCAAAAUUUUUAUGAUUUUUUGGCAAAAAUUUUUUUUGUGCAGCUAAAGAGUCAUUUGUCUAUUUUUGGCCUCAUAAGCCCUUGUUUACUCUACUCUCUCGGUCAUUGACACAAGCCUCUACGAAAAUCAAAGAGCAUUUUUUCGACAAACAAGCCAUCGAGAAUUUGCUGUAGCAUCUUGUACUUGUGCCCUUAAACAGCCGACCCUCCGAAAUGCAUGUUAUUUAUAAUACAUACAAUGCGUGUGUUGGGCUUAUUAUUUCUUGUGGUGCAACGACCCAUCCUCCGUGUUUCCAUCCUCGUUCUCGCCGUUCUCUGCGCCCCGCCAAAGAGUCGGACGGAUGCACUCCGAACUUGGCGCGCUCUCUGCCCAAAAAACCCACUACUCGCUUGUUGCUAUUCCCCUUAUUAAGCCCAUUCCAGUAUGAGCCCGGAGCGGGCCCCGCACGGGGAACGGGAAAAGGGAUGGAUGCAGAGCGGCGGAGAGAAAAAAGCGCACGAGAAGAAUGUUCGCCGGGCACGAAAAGCCAAUUUUCGGGUUGUUUGUGGGGGGUGGCCGCUCUCUUGGCCGCCGCUCGGAAUCACGCCGAAGGUCGAGCGGGGCCGUGCGAAUUUUUCCACACCGUCAAGUAUAUGUCGUGCUAAUGGCCGAGUAGUCGGGGCGUUAAUCCGACGGCACAGCCCGCGGCUUUUUAUGCGUACUUCUUUUUCGGCGAUGAUAAAGUCUCGCAGUUUUACAUCCCGAUUUAUUGUACGACUCCGUUGAGCUGCAUAGCGCUUUUUUAACGGUGAACUGGAAAGUGUAGGCUGAAAGAAAUGGUAUAGGGACCAUUUUGCGAUUUUUUUGCAUCGAUUUUUUCUCGGAAAUUCCUAGCAAAAAUUGCAAAACUUCCAGACUACACUUUUUCCUCCCCAAAAACUCUUAAUUAGCCUGUUGGCGAUGUACGAACUUUGAUUCCGGAAUCGGUUUCCCCCCAUUUCUUCGUGCCAAACCCCACUUUCAGUUGGCUGAAUUCCCGGGGCCCUCCGGAAAUGAGCGCAGCCCACAGAGUUCUUCUACACGCUUCUUUCCAACCCAAACCCCUCGAACUUGGCCUUCCUUCUGAUUUUUGUAUAUACGAUCACCUCCAGCGAUUCAUCUCAUUUCCGGAAGCAACACAAAUGACGCAGCCCCUGUUUGUCAACCCAUUUAUGCGGGGCCCGGAACUGCCAAGUUAGGGGCGUCGAAAUUGUGUGAUGACAUCGCAUCUUUCGCAUUUUUUCCCACUUGGCGCCGUCAUUUUUUUUUUUCUCAAUGUGUCUGUAGAAUUCCCCCGAAAAUAGCCGGGAAAUUCGUUCGACGAAUGGCCCGCAGGGUGCGGCGAGAACGGAAGUGAAAACCCGCGGAAAAUUGUCAAAAGUUUGCGGGUUUCCCCCCAAAACUUUUGGCAUUUUCGCCCGAUUUUACCCCCCAAAAAACGUCGAGUAUUUUGGACGAUGGGAAGUGUAUAGUAGGAGAGCGCGCCAUCAUACUAUUUUUGACUUGACUUGCAUCUCUUGGCCUUAAUUUAAUUAUUUUUACUAUUGUUUUCGACCGAAGCCAAAACUCGGCGCUCUUCUUGACAUAUCCUCCGCGAAGGUCCGGCAUUUUCGAACUAGCAAUUUUUAACCCACUCCCAUUGUUCUUCAGCUAAAUUCAAGGCUUCCCUGCUUUGGGAUUAUUUAUUGUCGGGAAUUAAAGCCCAUAGUUAAUGGCCCUUUCGAACUUCCUCUUCAGAGAUUUAAUACAAUUUCCCGUAUCUCCUCGUAACCCCACCAUGUUGAACUUUGUUGUUUAUCAUGCAUCCCUGAUGGCAUGUCAGAGAAAAUGAGGCGAAUUCGUAUGUUUUUGUCCUAAAAUUUGAUUCUUUACACUAAAAACCCGCCUUUUGCUCCGUGAUGAUCGACUUUUUCCUUUCCAAAACUUGCAAUUUUCGUACGAAAAAUCACUUUCUUCGCCACUAAAGGUCUCCGAAUUCCCCGUAGGACGGGUUGUUUUUCCUCUGGCCCAUGGCGAAAACAAAACUCCAAAGCUUGGAGCAGCGUUUUCAGCAUGUUUUAUUGCUCGAAAUCGUUUGUUUUACGACCUUUAUGAUUUGUGAAGUCGGUGGGGGCCAAGCCGAACAGCCCACACUAUAAAAAUACAAUUCCUCUAUCUGCCGCAGGCCCAAUUCUGUCGUCAAUUUUGGUGGAUUUUCCAACGGUUUUUUUUCUCAAACCCUCCGGCACUUUUAUCUCUCCAGACAUUCCCACUUUUAUUGUCUUUUAUUCGGAAUUCAAUUUUCACUUCCUCUACGCUGUCGGAAAACAAUUAUAACGGUUGAAUUCUGCAGGCCGUCGAGGCACCUCGGCGUUAUGUCCUCUUCGAAUAACAAAAAAGUGCAGAUUAAGUUUUGUGAGUUUACAAUGAGACUGUCCAUUGUGUAUGGUGAAUGUAGAUGAAGAGUGCAGUGUGGCGCUGUCCUCGCUAGAUGUUGUGAUUGAAUGUUUGUUGUAAAUGUCUGGGAAUGCGUUAAAAGGGUAGGAUUUUAAAAAAUCAUAAUUUUUUGCAAAAACUCUCCCUUCCCUAUAGAAACACAAAUAUGUAGCCAAAAAUAUUUUUCUCCGAGCAUCUCUCCUAACAUUUAAGACUCUCUCUCUCCUCUAUAGAGAUCGUUGAUAUCUGAAAUAUCCCUGCAAAAUUGUCUAACCUAUUCUGUAUCUUUUCCCAGCUCGGUAACCAAUCUAAAUUACUGAUUUCAAUUUUUUUUUCAUCUCCUUGUUAAGGUACUCUGCUUGAAAAAAGAUUUUUUUUUCUCUCCUCAAACACCUUCAAGUUUAAAUGAGGGUGUUUGCACCCUCUACGCACCACGUAAUAAAUACUAAUCACGAGGAACAUGUUUAUGUCUAUUUCGGUGCAAACAAAAGAGCGUAUUCUUUGCUCAUUUUAUUUCCAUGACAAUUGUUUGGGUUUUGCAGGAUUUAAAUCCCACCUCGGCCGUUUCGUUGAAUGUUACACUGAUGAAAAAUCUCUUGGUAUUAUUGCACCCUGCUCCCUCGAAUUAUUUCGCUCUAUUAUUAGGUUGAUUCAAAAGUUUUUCCACAUUUUUUUGAGACACCUCAAAAUAAAAUUCCUGGAGCCUGAUUGAAUGUACGUUAAAACUGAAAGCAUAGAUGUAUGGGGCAGAACAUUGCAAAAUUUUUGCUUCGUAGCAUUUUAUUUUAUACAAGCUUCCUUUCAGAAUAUUUCAAAAAUACUAAAAAUUUCUCCGUUUGUGUCAUGGUGAAUAUCCCGGGCCCUAGCAAUUUUCCAGCCCACUAAAAAGUCUCGGGUUUUGGGUUAUUCGUACUGGGGAUGGCUGUAGUUUCUUCUGAAUUUAUUGCUCUACUUAUAUCUACACUGACGUUUUUUGUAGCAUCCCAUAAAGUUGGCCGGAGAGCCGAGCUACCGAUCAAAAGCAGAUUUUUAAAAAUUUUUUGAAAGGAGUUAGAUUUUUUUGACUCGGCUGCCAUUCAGGUUGUACAAAGACAGUAUGCGGAUGAUACAUUCAAAAAGUCACCAACUGAAAUUGCCUUAUAAGGUAGAAAAGUAGCAUAAACUGCACUUUUAGGCGAAUUUUUGUAAUUUUUUUUACUGGUAUUUCAAGAGGACCUUCAGCUUAGCGCGUCUAGCAACUGAUAGUGUAUGUCAAGUAGGAUCAAUUAUUUAUUAAAUAACUAGGAUACCGGGCAAGAGUAAUGAACAGAAAACGUUUUUGUAAAAAUCCCCUAAAUUUCGUAAAAUAUUGGUAGAUUAAAAAGAUUCGAUUUUUCUGCCGCAUAGGUAAAGCUAGCGCGAAUGUUUAGCAUUGGCGUUGUAGUGCUACUCAUACACUACAAUAACAGAAAGCGUUAUCUCUUAGUGCUUCUAAUAGCUGCGUCUACAGGGCCUACUUUUGCCAGACCCUAAUUUUUGAUUUUUCGCACUAAAAAUUUUUCGACUAGCCCUAUAGCAAAUUGUCCUCGAUGCCAUAGAGAUUACAUACAGGCAUACCAUAUUCGAGAAUAUUAAGAAGAUACAGCCACUCUAGACGUAACGCCGGCGGUUUACUUUUUCUUCCUUCGAGUAGUUAAGGUUUAACACGGCGCUACUACUACAAAUUGCUAAGUUGUAAAAAGUUAUUAAUCUACUAUAAUCUACAAACAGCCUUCUUUCUAACAAGAUAUAUAUCAGGCCCACUGGCUUUGGUCUAAAUUUUUUAAAAUUUUUUAAAGACAUGUGGAAAAACUUUUGAAUCAACCUAAUAGUAUUUUCAUAAAGUGCACGGACAUUUCUCGUGGCCCGCACCGUACACAAAAAACAUCAAAUUUUGCACCGUGCAUUUUACUUUUUUCGCGUUCGCACAGUGCAUUUUGGACUUUUUCCCACGCUUGUCGCCAACGCACUGUGCGUUUUUAAACUUUUUCCCACGCUUGUCGCUAACGCACAGUGCAAUUUUCUCUUUUUGCACGGUGCAUCCUCAAAAAAGCAGUUUCCACAGUGCUAAUUCCCGACGCCCGCAGCGACGUGGUUAAAACUCGCUUGUGUCGCCGCGAUAUUUUGAAUGCACAGUGCGAAAAAAAGGAAAAAAGUGGAAUGCACGGUGCAAAAUGUGGUCUCUUUUGCGCACAGUGCGGGCCACGACAAAUGUCCAUGCACUUUAUGAAAAUAAAUAGUACAUAAAUCUCCCCCGAGUUACUUCACACUGCUUCCUCCAGUCUGCCCAAAAUUUACUAAUCUUCCAGUUUGUAUUCGCACAAUUGGCCCCUACUUUUCUCAAUUUUCCCCUCAUCAAAUUGUAGCUAUUGGUUUCCGAGCAAGACCUGUGGCAUUUUCCUUCGGCCCACACCGGAAAUUCGCUCUACAUUAAACCCUGUUUUCCCUCGCCUUCCUGGAAACUGGGAUUAACAAGUUGCGCCCAAAAAUAGCUGUAAAAUCGCAUAUGUAGAUUAUGUGUGUGAAGAGGGAAGAUGGCCGGGAUUACAUGACGGACAUAAUCCCUGUUUCUCUUGCAUUUGACUGCCUCUAGACAGUGGGAAACCCCGGUUUUAUCGGCCGGAGAAUUCGGGAAUUUUUGGGAGUUUUUUUUGUGAAAGUCAGGGUUUUUUUGAGUUACUGCGCCACAGGCCAGAAAAUUAAAAUCUUUCUACAAGCAAUAUAUUUUUUAGACCGUUACUAUUUCCUAUACACCUAUUUGACGUCCAAAGUCCGCCAAAACAGACUCCAUUGGCACACGAAACUAAGCAACCAUGGCUAUAAAAUUUAUCGAAGUUUUCAAGUCAUCUUAAAAUUUCUCGCUGAAACUUAAGCCGUCGGUGGUCAGUUUCGUGUCGCUUUUAGCGUUGACAAUUGCAACUUGAGCCCACGAAAUCCAUAAGAGCAAUUUCUCAUUGAGUGUCAACCGUGGCGGGCGCUCGUGCAAUGUUCCGCAUUUAAAUUGACAGCGCCUGCGGGCCGUAAACUUUGUUUCUCGGCGUGCCCGCCGGGGCACACGUUUCGAGGGGCGAAUUUAGAGUGGCCAUGAAGCCCUUUUUUGCGGAAAAAUAGACUAAUUUCUCGCAAUUUAUAUCGGCCAUAUGGAGGCUGAGAUUUGGGGGGCUUUGUGUAUGUGUGUGUGGAGGGGGAGUUUCGCUACAAAAACAAAGGUGUUGGGGGGCUUUUCGUGUGUUCGUCGAGACGACUUACAUUCCCGGCCGAAGACAACUCACUUUUUUUGAGGUUAUAAGGCCAAGUGUUCCCGCCCACCUGCCGCAAAGUACUCUUCUGUAGUCGUCUUCUCGUAGAAUGUCUUUCCUGGGCCGGCGAACCUCCAAGACUGGCAAGUUGAAUUGUAAUCGCCUUGGUUCUGAAGUGUCUUUUCCGCCUUGAUUUGUUGUACGAAUUUUGUUGUUUUAUAGGGAUGUAGUCGAAGUGGUGAGUUCAGAGUUGGCGUAUGUUGGACUAGAAGGGCUGAUUUUUGAUUUUGCAAAAUUUGAGGAUAUAGCAAAAACGACCAAGCAAUAGGUAUAUUUAGAUUGUUUAUGGGAAAUCAACCCCAAAAAAUAUUCAAUUUUUAGUCGCUAUUCCUAUGGUUUCGACAAAAAAUCACCGUUUUCUCCAGAAAUUGAUUGUUCCAAACAAAGUUUUGACUUUGGCCGCCAUAUCUUGGCCGCUAAAACAAAGUACGAUCCAAAAUGUUCCCAGAAUCUUCCUAAAAUCAUAAUUUUAGUCCAAGCCAACUUUCAUCCAACUCUAAACUCAUUUCUUCGAUCUUUUCCUCUCUUUAGUUUCUGUGUUGUCCAUAGUAAACUUCAGUAGUUCCUUGUCUGGUCACCUCUCCUGCAACUGACUAACUUUUUCUAUUUUCAGUCAAAGAGUUCCUGGACAAAGCCCGCGAUGACUUCAAGCAGAAAUGGGAGAAUCCGGCAUCGGUACGUUUUUUAAAAAUUUCGCUGCGGUUUUACGGUCAUUAGUAUCUUUCGAACACUGUUAAAUCGUUUUUUUCACGUUUUCGGACACGAUUUUUGUAUUAUCAAGCAACUGAGUUGAUUAGCUGCAACCGAGUUAUUUCAGGAAUUCGUUUCGAUAGCAGCGAUAGCGCUAUUUUUAGCGCAAACAUUCUUAUCAACGAAAGGGAGGGUUUUGUUUUCACCCAAAUUGCAUUAGUUUUUUUGUUAAUUUGUGAACACUACAGCGGCAGACGGUUUAUUUUGACUUCCCAGUUCAAGUACUGGUCGACGGUCAAGUUGUUUACGUCAAGCAAACACCCCGUUCCAUAAAUAGUCUCGCUGAAAACGGUUGCCGAACGGUUUUUCAUUGUGAAAUUCGCAGGCAGACGCUGUAAUGUUUGCGCAUACCGUACGCCUUUUAAGGGGGUUACGAGGGGUUAUUUUUGGGGUUUAAUUGCUUCAAGGCGUUCGGUAGCGAUUGGUCGCGUUGUUGGCCGCGAAUUGAAGCAAAAAUUCGUCUUAUUUUUGGUCGAUGCUUCGAGAAACGGGAUUUUUUGUUUGUUUUAGCGACUACAGUUUUCGUUCGGGAGGUCUUCGGCAUGAAAAUAAGGUUGUUUUGGGUUGGCUGGUCUAUAAAUAGAGGGGAAUUUGUUUAACGAGCCUUCUGUACAGCUGCUGAGUUAAGCCAUCACAAGUUGCCAUCUUUUUUGUCAUCGGACGUGACUGUAACUAACUUCAAACAUAGAGCAAUAUUUUCUCUGACAUAUGUGAAACUUUUAGCGUUCGCUUUAGAAAGCCCACCGGGAUUUUUAGUUUAUAAAAGUUGUUUUUGUCAGGCUGACUCUCUUUAUUUUACGAGCUCUCUCUAAAAAAGAUUUUUGGAUACUCUGUCGGGAAAAUAAUGAGCACUCUGUCGCAUCGAAAAGAAUAUAGAAUUUUAUUUAGAAAAUGAAUUUUUUCGCGGAAAAAUCAAAUUGCUCUUCGCAUGAGCGACACGAUCACAGCAGCGACAUUGGCUCAUUAUUUUCCCGACAGGCUAAUAUUUCGGCAGCCAUUGUAAAGUGAGAGCUGAAAUUUUCAGGGAUUGAUCUGAGGUCUAUUUGGACUUGGUGUGCUGAAUUUGGACAAAAUCGAAGAUUGAGCUACGUGACAAAUGAAUAUUUUUCAUUUUUUCCUCUUCUAGGCCGUCAAAAAGUUUUCUGAGAUCCCAAAAAAUUACGAAUGUCAAAAGUAAUGUGUCAUUCCAAAUAACCCUCACAACUACUGUUCUUUAGCCGUCCACCCUAUCUUUUUGCGGCUUUCACAACAGUAGUAAUGUAAUUUGCCCUUCCUCCGGCUUGCUUAUAACAAAUUCCCAAAUUUAGCGCAUGUUUUUGAGCCGGGUCCUCUGCACUUGCCGGAAAUACACCUUGUUUUCGCAUUUCCAAUUACUUCAACAAGCCUUAGCGAGAAUUCCCCCAGCUUUCUUUUAUUUUACUGUCGUCGAAAAUGCGCGAGUCAAUAGCCAUUCUGUAUCGGCGGUCGAGGAAUAAGGUAAUUGUUUACCGCUUCGUUAUUACUCAAUGUUUUCUCCUCGGCCAGACUAAUUACGAACCUAACGAGGCGUACGGGUUCAGAGGCGAAGCGGGAUUGAAAAGCACGGUAAUUAUGCAAAUUUCACGUGUUGUGUUUUCGGUGCGAUUUAGCGGGAAUUCAGAGGAAUACGGUAGUUUUUUCUUGCUCGCGCAGCCGAGAUAUUUUACAAUGUUUUUGCGAGAGAGUACGAAAAAUGAAGAGCUCUACGCUGACGAGAAAAGGUUUUCGGCUGAAACUUUUUAAUUGACCCUUAGAAAAUGAUUAAUUUUUAGUUGAAAAUUUUGCCAAAUUUAGCUCAAAAAAUUUCGGUGAUUAGUGCAAAAUGCAGCUCAAACUUUUGCUAUUUCCUUGGAAAAUUUCGCAAAGCUUUGCUCCGGCUUUGUGCCUAUUUUCAUUGUGGGUUCUCUUUUCAAUCACUCUGUCGGGAAAAUAAUGAGUACAAUGUCGCUGAGCCAACUACAUCGCUGAUUUAAAAAGCAGUGUCAUUUUGCCGCGACACAGCCCAUUUGCUCGACGGCAAUGUGAUCUUCGAUGCGACAGAGUGCUCAUUAUUCUGGCUAUAGACUGAUAUCACCAAAAACUUGUAGUCUUGUUCCAGCCCGAAACUCGCAUGACAGCAAAACCUUUUGUUUACGGCAUUUUACACAUCUUUAUUACACAUUUUGUAUGACCACUUCAGUCGCAUUAUGAAUAGUUAACAUUGUGCCGCAAAUUGUAGGCCAAUCAUUGGCGCUUCGAACUUGGGAACAGUCACGUACGUUUCCAUUCUCCAAUUCUCCCAAACCGUCCCCCCGGCCUAAGCCGGUCCUAUUUCCGUCGACUCUGCCCUCGGGUUGUUCACAAUGCGCAAGCUUAUUUUCGAGUGGUUUUCGACAAAAAAAAAUUUGUGCGGUCCCUUUAUUUACUAUUCGUUUUAAAUUUUGUUUCAAGCGCAAAUAAAGGGAAACUUUUUUUCCUUCUUCACUCCACCGACAAAACGCACGGAUUAGGGCUUCCUUAAAGUUUGGGGGGACCUUUCAUUAGUAUGCGUUUCCAUAAAGUGCAUGGACAUCUUUUUGUUUUUGCAAAGUGCAGAUUGAACUUUUUCCCACGCUUGUCGCCAACGCACAGUGCAUUCUUUUAUUUUUCAAUUUUCGCACCGUGCAAAUCUCAAAAAGCCAUCCGCACUGUGCAAAUCGCUGAUGCCGUCGCAGCGACGUAGUUGAAACUUGCUUGUGCCGCUGCGAUAGUUUGAAUGCACAGUGCAAAAACCAUGAAAAAAUGGAAUGCACGAUGCAAAAUAGAAAGCUUCUAUGCACGGUGCACAGCGCGGCAAAUGUCCAUGAACUUUAUGAAAAUACUAAUUUCAAUCCGUCGGGAAAAUAAUGAGCAUAUUGUCGCUCGCGUCACUAAAUUGAAAAGCAAUUUGAUUUUGUCGCGAUACAACUCAUUUUCUCCGCGGCGAUGCGGUUUUCGAUGCGACAGAGCGCUCAUUAUUUUCCCGACAGACUGAUAUCGAGGGGAAUUUUCGUCUUGAUGAAUUUCCAAUCGUUUCGUUGAUAAGAGCGAGAAAUUUCGCGGAUUUUUAAAGUGAUCUCCGCCGCCUUUUCGAGUGGAUUUUUCCAUCUUCUAUCACUUCGCUUCCGCGUCAUGACGCGGAAGGAAUGUGGUCUCAAAGUAAUUUUGGGAUUGUUCCGCGAUCACCCUUUGUACUGUUGAUGAAAACACGGCAGUUUAAAAAAUAUCCGGUCCACUUGCUGAUGCAGCGCAUGACGUGUGCCCGAAAUGCAUUCGAAACGGCUAUUUUGGGCCACGCUUCGAACACGGUAUUUUGCCACUUUUUGGAGACAGAGAGAUUAGGCGGCGCAAACGGAAUGAAGAAAAAGGGCAAUGCUAGAGGUGAAGGCCUUAGGGUUUGCUGAAGCUUGGGCCAAAUUUAGAAUAACCGGCUAGAUUAUACUGUAUCAGUUUGUCGGGAAAAUAAAGAGCACUCUGUCGCAUCGAAAAUUGCUUCGCUGCCGAGCAAAUUUAUUUUGUCGAGGAAAAAACCAAAUUGUUUUUCUUCAUCAACACGGUCGGCGCAGCGACAUUGUGCCCAUUAUUUUCCCGACAAACUGACAUUCCCAAGGCCCAGCACGCUUUGAGAAAGGCAUAAAAUUUUUCAGUAAUUUAAGCGUUGCCUGGACAGAAGAUUCGUGCAAAAUUUAAGGAAAAUCGGAGCGUUCCACUAGGAGCAAUUUCCUUUCGAGCAUGAUGCACGCAUCCCCAAACUUUUUUCUUGUUACCCCCCUCGUCAUCCGAGUUCGUGUCAAACCCAAAAUUUUCGCACUUAAAUUUAUUCCAAAAGCUUCGAAAUCCAUUCCAUAUUUUGCUCUCUUCGCCGCGUUUCUCAUUACAAACAGUUCACGUUCAGUCAUCUGACUUGCCGCCGCGGGCUAAAAAUAGCCGGCGGACAAUGGGCGAGGAAUAACAGAGGCGAUGCUCGCCCCAUAAAAAAUGCAAUGAAAUGUUUAAACACGACGAGCAAGAGAGCGUCGCGAGUGCGGAGAGGGCGGGGUGGUGGGAGAUGGAAUUGAAUAGAGAGAUGGGACCAAGGUUUGACGGGUGUUAGAAUCAACCCGUGAUGAUUAAAAGCGCUUUAUGAGACAGUUUACCGUAGCACUACCCUUUCGUCUUUCUACCGUAGGCUAAGCGCGAUUUUUGGGGUCUUUGGAGAAGUCGGGUUGGGGAUGAAAUUUGCCAAGCAAGUUGACCGCCAAAUCCUUUCUGAUUUGACAAGGGAACUCUCCCUAAGUGCGACGUUUCAGACUUUUUGCCGAUGUUCGCCAAGAAAACUUUUUACAGUUUCUUGAGGGUACAGUUUCCACAAAAUAUCAUUUUUUUCCGCGCCAAACUAGCAAAGUUAUAGCCAAAAAGUGUUUUUCUUUCUCCACUUUCUGACCGCCUUAAAGUCAUCUUGAAUUUUACCGGUCAGAUUAGGCACAUUCCCAGUCAGAUUCGGUUCAAUCUGAAGCACUUCCAAGCCACCUUUGCUUCCUUAUGACUGUCGAAUUUCGACCUUCCAGAACAAGAUUAUGCUUGUGCUUGUUUGAUCAGCCCUCUCCGAAAAAAAUAGUGCUUUAGGAGGGAAGCGAGCUACAAAGAUUGAUAAGAACCGUGAGAAGGUCGAGAAAUUGUUUUACGAGCACUUCAAAAACAAAUUCCGAUGACAGGGGGCUAAAAAUAAUCCUUUUCCGAGCUUUUAAAACCUGACGUAAUGUGCGGUAAAUUUAGAACCUUUGUCUCAAGCUUUUUUGUUUUUCGGCAUUUUUAACAGCGUUUUUCUAGUUAGCGACAUAGUCUUUCAAACUUCUCGAAGAGUGGAAAUCGCGUUUUUCUGCGCGUAAAAAUCCCCUAGAUAUUUUUUUUGCUUUGUUGAUCUACCCGGAUCCGUGGGUUUUUUUCCGGCUCCCAUUUGACCUUCCACCCUCCUCGUUGUUGAUCUCAUUUCGACUUUUUUUUUUAUUUUUCACCUCCUCCUUGAUCCCAUUCUUCUACAAUGUUUAGUCUAACAUGACCUCAGGAAGCCCACGAACGUCAUCGGGCGACUGUAAAGACCUUUUCAUAGACCUGCUUCAUAUUUCUUUCCCCUGCAUACAGUCAGGUCGUGGUAGAGAGGGCAUAGAAAGAGAAAAAAAAAUUUUUUUCUCCUCUUGUUCAACGUGUUCGGACUUUUCAAAUUCUCUUCACUUUUUUUCGCUGUGUGGUUGACGCGAAGAAUUGGAGAGAGGAAUCGGGGCUGCGCCGGAGCUGGAAAACAGGGAAGGCAAAAAAUAGAAACGAGACCGACGCGAAACAGGAGAGACCCCACCGCCUUCCUCCUCCACUCGCCCCACCGAUAUUUUUGUCUCGAAAGUCGUUGCUCAAGUCCAACCAAUUUUAUAAGCCUAAAAAAAGAAUCGCCCCGAAAAAUGCCUGAGGGCACAGAGGAGAGGGGAGGUUUGUUUUUUCCUCCUCAGUGUUUUCGGCCCAAUAAUAGAAGCGCUCGUGUUGUUUGGGAGGCAGCGAAAUUGAGGCAAAAAUAGUGCCGGCUAUUUUUGUGCCAGAGGGCAGGUGAUUUCGGCCUUGAAUCCCUUGGUCCCAGAGAAUUUUGCCGCCCUUUUUUGAGGUCUAUUACUGGACAGACGCUUUGGAAUUUGAUUAUAUAAUUUUUGGGUGGAGUUACAGGCCAUUAAAAUUUACAUUUUGCUUUUGCCGUCUUUAGAUAUUUUAAAGCUCCUUUAAGGAUUUCUUAAUGUAUGCAAACUACAAUCCGACCGGCCCCGUUCCAAGUAUGGCACUUUUUCCCUUUUUCUUUUUUCUUGUUUGUCUCGGAAAUGCCGCGAAUUGCCUCAGGGGCUUUCCCGAAAUAGACGUCUUAAAUGAAAACCCGCGGCAUAAUCGUAUUCCUCAGGUACUUUUCCUCGCCCUCAUUUCGAUUUGUAGCCUGUUUUUUCUUUCGACUCUUUGAACCCGCUUUACGUUUUGGCGAGAGAAGAGUCAUGUGCCGCUAUCAAAAAUAGAUUAGGGCGAUCUUUCUAAAUUUAGCUCGUUUAUGACAUUGUCCUUUGAGCGCGACUGAUGGGAAUAAGCGUUUUUUUAUCAUAGACUCCUUCCUACGAUGGGAUGGGUCUGUUACGGACCCGUUGCAUCUUUAAAAAUCGGUCGUACUUUGCUUCUGCGUUCAGAAGACGUCUGGGUUUUGCGGUAGAAUGAUUGUCUUUUUCGGGCUGAAUUUUUUAUCAACGAGAAAGCCGUUUUUAGUCUGCCUUUCUUUACUCACUUUACGUACUCUCUCGUACGCAAAGACUGCUAAAUAUCUCGGCUUCUCUUUCGAAAUGCGAGCCAAAUUUUUCAGUAAUUGCUGUUCUGCCAAGGUAGAUUACACUGUAUCAGUCGGUCGGGAAAAUAACGAGCACUAUGUGGCACUCUGAGAGCUUAACAUUGCACAUUUCCCUCAUCAAAAUGAUGCCUUUUCCAACUCAAGCCCAUUAGAAUCAACCUCCUUCCGAAUUCGGAUCAAACAACAAUUGUGGCGGGAAAGUCAUUUAUCUCCGAAAUUAUUCAUGACUUCCUUUUCCAUAUUUAGCCCGUCCUUUUUUCCCGCCGUCUCUUGUUAUCCGCAAACACGUUCCUGGAAGAGAUAUUUCGCCACCAAAGUUAUUUUUGUUUCGUCUGCCCGAGCAAAUUCCCAUUUCUUAAAACAAUUUUUAAUGGGCUUAGCCUUCCGAGUUUCUGUGGCUUUUUGAAACCACGGGGGUGAAUUUCGUCUGAGCAUUUUUAGACUAGUGGUACAAUUAGAUAACAUAAAAUCAGCAAAAACAUUUCUGUUUUUGCAGAAGUUAGUGUCCCUAAAGUGAUUUUUGAGCCCAAAAUCGUGGCCAGCGUUUCUCCAAACAUUGACUACAACGAAAUAUAACAGCUCCUCAACCAAAGGUUUCACUUUAUUUUUAAUCAAAACGAUAGUUCCAGCGCAUACGCUUCCCCUUGAUAUCGCUCUCCCUCAGAAACUAAUUUAUUUUUCGUUCCCAACGACUCUUUUCGGAGACCCAAUUUUAGCCCAAAAAAUUUUAUUGCAAAACGUCUAAAUUUAGCUGUUUUUUGCGAGAAAAAAGGGCGGAAAACAUUCUAUUUUCGGCACUUGUUUUAUUGACAUCGACCAUUUCUGUCUUCCUCGUUUUCGGGUCCGAAAAUUGGUCUGGCUGGUUACUGUCUGGCAUCUUAAGAGAUCAGUAAAUUGUUAAUUUUUGUGUAGAGAUAAUAGUAUACUAUAAAAAAUAUUGCUUGUCCAGAUGGCGUACGGUAGUUUUUAUGAGCUCAAAAGAUCAGCUGCACGCCCGCCCUCAUUAUGAAUAUUAUUCCGGUGUUUUUGGUCUAUUUUUGAGCGGGAAUUAGUCAUUAGUCAAAAUGUCAAAACAGCAGCUAAAAACGGCGCACAUUUUCGGUGAACGGAAAGCGCUUCGGGUUACGAAAAGCUUCUGGAAAGUCGUUUGACAAAAGUCGAUUAUUCACAGGCAACCAUUACACCGUUUUCGCACUAAAUCACAAAGAUGUGUCCGUUUUUUGUUGAACGGCUCCGUUACGUCUUCUUCCGUUCGCCCAUCCUUUUCCGGCCCCCACCUAUGACUUAUAAAUAUUGUAAAGCCGAGGUAUGUUGCGCGUGAACAUCACGUUAUUGGAGAUGGUGUUUACCGCAACUAGGGCCCCAUCAGGGAGGCUUGUUUUAGCGUGCAGCUCAAGGCGUGUACUUUCCACCUUUAAAGAGUGUGGUGCUGCACUUGAGGGCAUGUUUGAUUGACUGUUUACAGGGGGGAUCGUAAAAAUAUGCGGGACCAGCGAUUCUCUUUACAUUGUAAAUUCUUUAGAUUCUUCUUCAGAGGAUGUUUACGCGAGCUACAGUUAUUUGCAUGUGAAAUGCGACCAUUAUGAGCCAAAAAUUAGCUCGGCGAACCCCGCCCUUGAUAUCAUUGAUUACGUUGCGACUUCUGUAAACUUCAUUCUGAUUGCCUUGCGAGUUCGAUAAACUUCCUGUUAGCCCACAACUCUUUGAUCACCCCUUUCUGCAGGUAUAACGAAAACAAAAGAGGAAACUCUGAUCGAUCAGUUGACGUAGGUCGCCUUCCGACGGAAUCAUAACAGCCAUACGUGAACGCCCCUCCUGGGCGCCCGAGUUGUUGACGAGUGUACAGUGUCAACGAGCCCGCUCCGUAUCCGAGCCCGAGAUCGCACGGCAACGCCGCUUCCUGGCCCAACUCAACGGUCGCCCCGCAAAUUCGGGCCGCAACUCUUGCUUUGUUGCGCCGUGCACCGCCAAGGGUGCGAAUCUACAAGAAAAUUUCGUAAUUAAUCUCCCGGUAAAGUCGAGGAACCUGGCGUCCAAUUUUGGUCAAUUCCUAUCCACUUCCACUUGCUUGGCUUCUGUUUACAGUCCGCCAGCCGUCUCGCACAGUGCAAAGAUUCUAACGGAGGAAAACGGCAAUCCAAAUCCAGCAGAGUCCGAGAACCUCAUCAAAUCCGCGAGUGCAGCGGAUUCCAAGAACAACAACUCUGCCGAGGGGAAACGAGUAUUUCUGAGCAUCACCGGUCAGAAGGUCAAGCCCAAGAAAGUCUCGGCCGAAACGCUGGUCGCGCUGAACGCUCGAGCCAAGAAGAACAGCCAAGGUCAACAAACCGCAGACCCACUCAGUGAGAAGAGUCGGUUGAACGGAAACCUCGAAACCACCUCGACCACCGCCCCCACCACAAUGCCCGGCAUCUCGACGGCGCGACAAGUUGGCGGGCUUCUGGCGACGGCCGCACCCAGCCUUCGACCGCUGAUCAACCCCGCCUACUCGAACUGGUAUCAGCCGUGCGCGACGAUGCCCCAAUUCGGGCUUCUGAACGAGUCCCACUCCUCUUCGCCCACGACGUCCAUGUGCGAGAGCGACAAUGAGCCGUUGUCGCCGUUGCCGCAGCGCAAAAAUGUACGACAUAGGUGUUCUUCGGUUUGCUUGGGUCCUUUGUUGAGCCUUAGGCGCAAAAAGUGCAUUUUCAUGGGGCUUUUGACGGGUUUCUCGACGACUCUUCUUGUGAAACCAUUUCUGUCCCAAUUCAUCAACUUUUAUUUGAUCAUAGAAGAGCGGGCGUUGUAAAAUAUUGACGAAAAUAGUCAAGGGUCGAAAAAAUGUUUGCAAAAGUUGUUGAGAUCUUUUAAAGACUAUGACCGUAAAGACCGUAGCGCCUUGAAAUGGUAACAACUUACCGGACUAAUCGAUUGUUUUUAGAACACCGCUCAGCUCGAUGACUUCGAUCGGAUCAAAACCCUCGGAACCGGCUCGUUCGGUCGGGUUAUGCUCGUCAAACACAAGGCCACGGACGCCUACUACGCGAUGAAAAUAUUGGACAAGCAGAAGGUCGUCAAAUUAAAGCAGGUGGAGCAUACGUUGAAUGAGAAACGUAUCCUUCAAGCCAUCGAUUUCCCAUUCUUGGUCAACAUGCAAUACUCAUUCAAGGUAAGACACUGAGCCGAGAACUGCUUUUCUAAAGCUACCUAACGAUAAACGGAGCCAAUCAGACUAAAAAAAUACAUAAUUGUGGCAAAAUUUUUCAUUCGAUCAAUUUUCGGAUAUCACACUUGAUAAUCCGGUAAAAAAUAAACAAAUUUUUCCGAUUUUGAUACCCAAAAAAUUAGUAUGUAGCAUCGAAGACUCUUUCCACCUAAAAUAAAGCAAAAAACACAAAAAAAUUAACAUACCUUCAGUUCGACAAGCAUUAUUACCUAAAACAAAAAAAACUUUUCUUAUUCAGGAAAAAAAUCACUGCCAAUCCAAGAAUAGCAUUUUUCAAACAGGUUUCUGCCCUUAGGAGACGCAAGAACCAGUUUCUUUGAUCAAAAUUAUGCCGAACUUUGACCGAAAACGCAAUGAGAAACAACAAAAAAUUGAUCCAAUAGAUCUCGUGACAUUUCGCAACAAAAACCAAUAAAAAACCAACGAAUUACUUCCUCCUUUUCCGACCUUUACAACACAUCAUUACAGUAAUACAGACACCAUUUUUAGCACUUUUAACCCUCCGUUUCUUUUCAGGAUAACUCAAACUUGUACAUGGUACUAGAAUUCAUCAGUGGUGGAGAAAUGUUCUCACAUUUGCGGCGUAUCGGUCGCUUCAGUGAGCCGCACUCCCGCUUCUAUGCUGCCCAAAUAGUCCUUGCCUUCGAAUACCUACACUCGCUAGAUUUAAUUUAUCGCGAUUUGAAACCGGAGAACUUGCUGAUCGACAACAAUGGUUACCUAAAGGUGAGUUGAAUUUUUUGUCCAAAAAUCCUGGUUUUUGGUUAUAAAAAAGCGAAUUACGAGGAAAGGGAGGUUGCCACGUCAAUCCAAAAUAGAAGAAAAAAAUUCCCUCUCCUUUUUGGUGAUUCGUUCAAAACGUAAUGUCACUAUCCGAUAAAACGCAUUUUCUUAUCUUUAUCCUUCCUUUUUGCCGAACAUGACCGAACAUUUUGACCAAUUUAGUUUGAGUUUUUCUUGUCGUCUUGUUAUUGUACAUAUAUCCGCAACGGUAAUCCCAUCUCAUUCCAGAUUACCGACUUUGGUUUCGCGAAGCGCGUAAAGGGCCGUACGUGGACCCUGUGCGGGACGCCCGAGUACCUGGCGCCCGAAAUCAUCCUCUCCAAGGGCUACAACAAGGCGGUGGAUUGGUGGGCGCUCGGCGUCCUCAUCUACGAGAUGGCCGCCGGCUACCCGCCCUUCUUCGCCGACCAGCCCAUCCAGAUCUACGAGAAGAUCGUGUCGGGCAAGGUCAAGUUCCCGUCGCACUUCACCAACGAGCUGAAGGACCUGCUGAAGAACCUGCUGCAGGUGGACCUCACCAAGCGCUACGGCAACCUGAAGAACGGGGUGGCGGACAUCAAGAACCACCGUUGGUUCUCCUCCACCGACUGGAUCGCGAUAUAUCAGCGACGGGUGAGUGGGCGCGUUCGAUUUGGACGGUUUUGGUUGAGCUAGCGGUAGAUGUAGAUAUCCAGUUUUAACCCAAAAAAUGACAACGGUGGUAGUUACCUAACAUUUUGUUCGGUUUUGUUUUGGCUUUCCGCCUGAAGAAGUUUGAGUUGGCUUGGGCCGAAUGCCCCUGAUAAUAAAGUUCACUGCGCUUUUUGCUGACGUUUCCGGCUUUCGUGCACUGUGUUUCUGUGUUCCAUUUGUGUUGUGAUUGCUUUUUUCGUUUGCCGUUUUCACCUGAUUUCCCACACGUUUAACACUCUGUCGUUUUUUGUCAACAUUCUUUUCCCGGACUCUGUUUUCAAUUGUUCUUUGAAUUUCGUCUCAACUUUUAUCCAAACCCCAAGAAAAUCUGAAAAUAUUAUCCCAUUGCCCUUAGUGCUCAACCCCACAUUUGUUGCUAGAGGAUAAGUGAAGAUUACGGUAGAUAAAGGGAGUUUAGCAGUCGAAAAUUUACUAUAGAAUGUCAAAAUGUCUAGAGAAUAGAUUUCGUGGGCCUUUUGCGGUGGUGGACUGUCCUUUUCCGAACGUGGUAGUACCUACUAGUCAUCUAUUCCAAACGCAUGUGCACUCUUUCGAUUAGUUUUCUUUCCACGAGGAGAGUUGUGACAAAAAAAUUGUCAUGACUUAGGGAUGAUGACAUGAGAAUGUCAUAAAAUUAGGUUGUGACAAAAAAACGUCAUGAUUUAGGGCUUACGAGAACAAGUGGUCAUUGUGACAAAGAAAUGUCGUUAUGGCUUAACAAAUUUCGUUAUGACAUAUAGAUGUCAUAAUUUAGAGAUUAUGACAAGAAAUGUCAUAAAACAAAAAACACAGAUUUAGCGAUAGUUUAGGCUUAGUUUCGGAUUAGGUAAGGCUUAGUUUAGCUUGGUUAUCAGUCUGUCGGGAAAAUAAUAAGCACUCUGUCGCAUCGAAAAUCGCAUCCCCGCCGAGAAAAUGAAUUGCGUCGCUGCAAGAUCACAUUUUUUUACUUCAACAAACCGACCGGCGUAGCGACAUUGUGCUCAUUAUUUUCCCGACAGACUGUUAUUACUCUAGUUGAGAUCCAUAGCUCAAAAAAUUUUUCAUUCUUAUUUGUCCUUCUACUAUUUCUCCAGAUCAUUCCGCCGAGUUUUUCCAACAAGGCCGAAAAUGGUGCGCGGAUUUUCGAAGCGCUGUACCCGAAAGUCAGCGGUCCCGACGACACACGACAUUUCGUGGAGCAAUGCACCGACGAGGAUCUGGUGGUGGACCCGGCCGCACCGGAUCCGCAUGCGACGACUUUCCGCGACUUUUAAACCCUCUUCUUCUCUUCCGUUCUGUGCAAUAUUCGUUCCUCUUCGGGCAUUAGUUCUGAGCUCUAGGCAUUGUUUUCAAUGUCGACUCGAUUUCUCGUCCUUUCGCAGCUUCCAUAUUCGCCAAAAGUGUAGAUUUACGAAAAUAUGGACAGCUUGAACUCCUGCCAUCCGAUUUCUUGGCAAUAUCAUGACCUAACCUACCUAAAGAUUCGAUUGUACAUACCACAGCUGCUAAAGAACAACCGUCGGUCUGUCCUCAAACUUUUAUUGUGUCAUAAGUCAUCGAUUUCUUCUUCAUUCGUCUUCGCUUGAUCACUUUUGACUUUUGUUUGCACGUUUUGAAUUAACAACAAGUUGUAGGAAUAUUGUUGUGUGUAGAUGUCUUUGUUGAAGGGCUUUAAUCAUCACCUAUUCACUGUAUUGUGUUAUGUACAGUGGUGGACUAAUCCAAUGGCAAAAAAACGUACUAUUUUGCAUCCGGGAAGUAUCAAAAAUGUGGCAAAAUACCUCCCUGUCUAACUAAAAGAAACUCCGUUUUGAAGAAAGCGCUCUUUCCCUCAAAAAAAGAGCGGGUGCGCUUUUGAAAUCGGAGUUUUUUCACUUGGAGAGGGAGGUAUUUUGCUACAUUUUUGGUACUUCCCGGAUGCAAAAUGAAACGUUUUUUUUGCCACUGGAUCGGCGCCGCCACUGUACGAUACAAAUUUUCGCAACGAAGAUUAAAGCCCCCAUUUCGCUCAACCAUCCAGUACCUGGUAUUGUUUUUUUUGUUUGAUUUGUUCCGGUUAUUUUGUGAAUCCAUUAACUGCGCAUAAAACUUGAUGCUAACCAGUUGUGGUGUUGCGAAGACGUCGUAUCUAAACUUGCGCUCAUUUUGCAGGUGGAAGCGCCAUUCUUGCCGAAAUGCCGUGGGCCCGGCGACGCGUCCAACUUCGACGACUACGAGGAGGAGCCGUUGCGGAUCAGCGGCACCGAGCGGUGCGCGCGCGAGUUCGCCGAGUUCUAA